UCCGGCGAGGAUGUGCGCUGACGUCACCGCCGUGUUGAUUUGCUAAGCGGCGGACAGAGAGGAGUCAGUGAGCGCGCGAGAGAGAGCGGGGACUGUGAACUGCGUUACUAUGCUACAGUCCUAAUAACCGCACGCUCGGAAGCCAAACGUGCAAGACAGAUUGACCUUAUCUUGUUUACAAAGAUAACUGAACAGACUGCUACGUGGACAGGAAGACUCAUGAGUUGGCCGUGUGGAUUUCAGAGACGUUAUGGAUUUGACUAAAGUGGGUAUGAUCCAGCUCCAGAACCCCAAUCACCCCAAUGCCCUGCUGCACAAGGCUAAUCAAAUGCGCCUGGCCGGCACGCUGUGUGACGUUGUCAUCAUGGUGGACAGCCAGGAGUUCCAUGCUCACCGGACCGUACUGGCCUGCACCAGUAAGAUGUUCGAGAUCCUCUUUCACCGGAACAGCCAACAUUACACUCUCGACUUUCUCUCACCAAAGACCUUCCAGCAGAUUCUGGAGUAUGCUUACACUGCCACGCUCCAAGCUAAAGUGGAGGAUCUGGAUGACCUGCUGUACGCAGCAGAGAUCUUAGAAAUAGAGUACUUGGAGGAGCAAUGCCUGAAGAUACUGGAGACCAUCCAGUCCUCUGAUGAAAACGACACUGAGGUCAACAUGAAUGAUGGAGGCGCAGAAGAUGAUGAGGAGCGCAAGGGACGGCAUGUGAGAAACCUGAAAAAGCAUUCCGUGGAGGAGGGCAGCUACGUGUCGACUGUCCAGCAAGCACUGACCCUGCCAGGAAUGGUGGAUCAGAGUCCUUCUGUCUCCACCUCCUUUGGCCUCUCUACCAUGAGCCCAACCAAAGCAGCUGUGGACAGCCUGAUGAGCAUUGGCCAGUCCCUCCUGCAGAGCACCAUGCACCCUGGCGCGGGUGCUGAUCAGAACCUGCACAGCAACUCCCACCCCAUGAUGGGACAGAUCAAGAUGGAGAUGAUGCAAGUAGAUGAGAGCGGAGAACAUGAGAGCCAUAAAGCCAUGGAAUCCAGUGCCUCCAGCAACGGCGAGCGCAGCGGAGAACCCGACAAGAACCGUGAUGGGCCCGGCACCCCUACCAGGAGCAGCGUGAUCACCAGUGCCCGUGAACUGCACUAUGUCAGGGAGGAAGGUGUAGGUGACCAGCAGCCCGAGGUCAGCCAGAUGGGGCUGGAGGCCAUGGCGGGGAUGACCGAAAAACACUUGGCAUCGCUCUACGGGAUUCCUCCCAACCACAAGAACGAAGCUAUGCUCUCUAUGCCUGCCUCCAUGGCCUCAUCCUUGCACAUGUCCCCAGCCUUGGCCAUGUCCAUGGACUUCAGUGCCUACGGUGGCUUGCUGCCUCAAAGUUUCAUCCAGAGGGAGUUCUUCAACAAGCUUGGCGAGUUAGCUGCUGGGAUGAAGCCGGACGGCCGCAGCCCGAAUGAGCGCUGCAACGUUUGUGGCGCCGAACUGCCUGACAAUGAGGCCAUAGAGCAACACAGGAAGCUGCACAGCGGAAUGAAGACCUACGGAUGCGAGCUUUGUGGGAAACGCUUCUUAGACAGUCUGCGCCUAAGGAUGCACUUGCUGUCUCACUCAGCUGGUGAGAAAGCCAUCGUUUGUGACCAGUGUGGAGCUCAGUUCCAGAAGGAAGAUGCUCUGGAGGCCCACCGGCAGAUCCACACAGGUUCAGAUAUGGCCAUCUUCUGUUUGCUGUGUGGGAAGCGCUUCCAGACGCAGACGGCUCUGCAGCAGCACAUGGAGGUCCAUGCAGGUGUGCGCAGCUACAUCUGCAGCGAGUGCAACCGCACAUUUCCCAGCCACACCGCACUCAAGCGCCAUCUCCGUUCACAUACAGCAGGUGACCAUCCGUUUGAGUGUGAGUUCUGCGGCAGCUGCUUCCGAGACGAGAGCACGCUGAAGGGACACAAGCGCAUCCACACUGGAGAGAAACCCUAUGAAUGUAACGGCUGCGGCAAGAAGUUCAGCCUCAAACACCAGCUAGAGACCCACUACCGUGUCCAUACAGGUGAGAAGCCGUUUGAGUGCAAGCUCUGCCACCAGCGCUCCAGGGACUACUCGGCCAUGAUAAAACACCUGCGUACCCACAACGGAGCAUCACCGUACCAGUGCACCAUCUGCCUGGAGUACUGCCCCAGCCUCUCCGCCAUGCAGAAGCACAUGAAGGGCCACAAGCCUGAAGACAUCCCCCCGGACUGGAGGAUAGAGAAGACUUACCUGUACCUCUGCUACGUCUGAAGGAGGGAGACGGUGGGGAGGGAGGGGAGCGGGAGCACGAGGGGUUAAAGCACCUGGAAACACAGUCAGGAAAUGGACACAUUUGUCAGAGGGGCUGGGCAAGGCGGAAUGGGACUGGACAGGAACUAAAAAGGCAGAAAUCUUACCCCGUCAGUAUUGCAAAAAAAAGCAUCAUGUUUAUAGCUGUAUAUCCGUUCUCAGCACGGAUCAUAUGGGAAGUCCACUCUCUACAUGUCAGAUUACGUCCCAAACGUUAAAUAUGGUUUAUCAGUCAAUCAGCAAUGAUCCCUUCUCUUCAUAAGGAUGCCCUCUUCUGUUACAAAAAUAGUAAUGUGAACGAGUGUGAGCUCGAUGGCAGCAGAGAUGUCGGUGCAAGAAGCACUUAGAUCCGUCAGUGGUAACGUGCCAGUCAGGUACUCCACAGCAAAUAUGAACCGUCAUGUUCAUCAGGGUCAUUACUGCAUCUGGGACGUAAGCUUCCUGCAAAACAUGUUCACGAUGCCCGGCUGACAUGUUGAUCCCUCCCAUAUGAUUCACAUUCACUAAGGGCUUAUUGGUUUAGCCAGUGUACAAAUCAGCUAAGCUCUCAGUACUCUGCUCAUCAACGUCAUUUCACUUUUUUCUCUCUCAGCAUAGCUUCGUAGCACGCAUUACAAGCUGACUUCACGACGACAGUUUUUGUUUGAUGUUGAUUUCUCAAGCGCCACAUUUUGAGUUUAUUUUAAGCUGUAUUAUGCGCACACUGUACAUGUUCACAUUAUCUCCUCCUUCACUUAUCAAUUCAGAAAAUCGCUUUGAAAUGCAUACAGAACACCCAUGACACACUAGACAUCUAAUCAACUGUUUAUGCUGUUGUUAUAGAGACCAAAAUGAUGACUUAAGCUGCUUUUGUCAGUGGCUUGCAGGCUGAGCGGCACUGUGACGUACAGGGCUCGUCCGCACGUAUCCGCGUGUUCGUAGGUGGCCAUGAGGCUUGGCCUGUCCAGCCGGGAACGCUGGGAUGAAUGAACAGAGCAGAUCAAAUCUUUUGGUUUGGUUCCUUUUGCUUUGUCUGUGUUUCCUAUUUUACCUUGAUUUAUUUCAGCACAUCGUACUUGAAUUACCUCGUUUUUUUGUGACCUCAUGUGCUAGUGUUUUAAUUUUUCCUUUGUAUAUUUGAUUGUUUGCUUUGCGUUUGUCUUUCGAGCAGGGGAGAUCUGAAGCAGCGCUUGCUUUUAAGUUCUUAAGAAAUUAAGUGCCAUGGUGAAGAGAGAUUAUUUGUCUUUCGUUCAGCAUUUGUUUAGUCUGUCUUGGCAUUAAUCUUACCAAACUUGGUAUUAUGUUUUUGUUUUGUUUGUUUUGUUUUACUAACCCUGCUUGUUGAAGAGCUUGUGGGUUUUGUCGUUUUUGUAAACUACCUCGAAGUUUUGUUUCUUUUUGUUGCGUUUCGUUUGCGAAAGCAGAUUGUUGUUUUGCAUUAUUUCAGCUUCAUCUCAUGCUUUCAAGUAUUGUAUGUCGGAAGCGACGGAUAUGAAAGGUUAAGAUUUGCUUAUAGGAACAGUGAAUUAAAAAAAAAUACAAAAUAAGUCCUAACUUUCCCUAUCAGUCCCCUCACCCUUGUAAAUGUUACCUUAAGAGCAGAAAAGAGAUUUCUGAAGCCUUAAGUUUGGGGUUGGAGUUCAUCUGGGAGUGUGCGUAUGGAACAAGUGAAGUGUAGUACUUUAAAGUCUGAAAAAAAAAAAAACUUGAAAAUAUGUGAAUAGAAUUGUAGUUUUGUAAUGUGAAAAAAGAAGGUUCACAGAGUGUGAGCCAACAAGAACAGGUCAUAUGCAGCAGUGCAUUGUGCGUUGGACAAUUGGGACUGCAAGUUGUAAUGAAAGGAAGAAAAAAAAAAAUCCUGUCAGUUGACGUUUCUUUGUAUGAGUGUAGUCCUGCGCAAGAGCCAACAGAGGCCAUUUGAUAUAUCAAAUUUGUGAUAUUUUUGUAUUAAGUGUAAGUCCCUUUUUCCAUUUGUUGAGGUUACAGCGGGGCAAAACUUUGUAGUUCUUUUUUUAUAUCAUUAUUCUCUCAUUUGAAUCGUUGCCUUGCUCCUCUUCUGUAAUGUUGGACAGUGCGUGAUCCUAUAGUGGUAAAUGUUGCUUUUUUGGAUGUCAAUACAUUGCAGGUGAAGGACUAAAUCAGCCACAUUCUCCUUUGUGAAAAUAAACUAACAAAAAAAAAAUGUGACGCCAAUGAUCAAUACCAUUGCACACGAUAUCUCAAAACAAUCAAUGUUGCCAACGUUUUGUUUUUUACUUGAAGUGACAAAAAAAUGAAGGGAUGGGAAGACGCGUCAAAUGAAACGUAACUGUCGUUUGUCUUGCCGUUGUUUUCUGGAAAACACUGUGAGUUCGGGCGUAUUUGCCUCCUGUGAGAAUUUAAAAACUAGUAGCUCCAUGGAAAAAAAAAAGGCUGAAAUUAUUUUUUAUAUUUUGUUCUGUAAAUGGAUGAUAUCGGCGGAGUAAAACAGAGUUUUGCAAUAUGUGGCAACUAUACGAGAUAUUAAGUCACAUGUUAGUGUAACGUUUUGAUUUUGUACUUUGCUUUGAGUGUUUUCACAUAGUGUGUCUGUGUGUUUGAGACUGAAAGUGUGUGUGUGUGUGUGUGUGUGUAUGUGCGUGCGUGCGUGCGUGCAUGAGAGAGCACGUUAGUGUCGAAUGCACUAAUAUGAAAGUCAUGUUCUAUGCCAUUUUUCUAUCACCAUGAUUUAAAAAAAAAAAUGGCAUUGAUAUAGUUCUUCCCUCAAUGUUCUUCUGAUGUUUUGGUAAUAUCUUUGUGCCUAAAUGAAAUUGUUCAACAAAUUGUCCACAUAUAUCUGCUUAGUUUCUGUAUUUUCAAGAAAAUUAUUGGUGUCUUCAGGGCUCCAGGGUUGCCAUGAUGAUCUUGGAUCGAUUCACUUGAGACGAUUUUUUGUUGUAGUUUUAAUAAUGAUAAUUUGGUCUACUUUCAGUGGUUCCACUGAUGACCGAUCAGCAUUGUAGUGUUUUAUACACCGUUUUCUAAAAAAGACAAGCCAAACAUUCCUUGGAUCGGAAUAUGUGCGUUAUUUCACAAUGAAUAUCCUGCUUUGAGAGGGGAAAACAAUUACUGUUUGAGAAUCAAACUUGCUUUCAUUUCCACAAAUGUUUUUUUUUUUUGCCUCCGCAACAGGUUUGCUGAUUAAACCUUUCAGCCAUGUCCCUUUAACAUUCGGCAGGUUGUUGAUGCAUUUGUACUGCCCCUACUAGACAUGUUUAUUAGUUGUUUAAAGUACUUAUGUUAAAGAAACGGUAAGCCAUGCAUCAUCAUUGCAUCCCUGGAGUUGGCUCACUGUGUUCCAGUGUGGUGUUCUAGGAAGAGUAGCCAUUUCAUGCUGUGUUGCCAUGCAUGUGCCAUUGAGGUCAAAACUAAACUGUUUGAGUAACAAAGCACCAAGACGUUGUCUUUUUUUUUAUAUUAGCACUGAGGACCAAUUGCCCUGUCGGACCAAGCAUAACAAAGCUUUUUAUGUAACAAAGCAGUUUCUCUCUACUGGAUCCCCCUCUUCUUUCCUGGCGUGUCUGUAUUUUUUUGUUUUUUUUUCUUCCCUUGUGACAGCACAAGUCCCAGUCCUGUUGCUCUUUAAGAAUAUAGUGUUUUGUUUCUGGGGGUUUUAUUUUUGUUUGUUCUGUUAUUAUUAUUUGAAUUGUUAUAGUUACGUCUACCUCAGCACCUAAUCUUAGCCUAAUCUUAGAAGGUGCCAAAUUUUUAUUUUAUUUUUUUCAUUUGUUGUCAGUUGUACAAAUAUUAAUUUGCAUUAGAGCUUUGCUACGGUCCUUUGUCUUUUCCAGCAACAUGCUAUUUUUUGUAGCACUACUUUCUGGAUGUCGUGCUACAGAUCUUGGCAUCAGUUUCCUGAUGUAGUCUUUCUUUUGGUGUAGGAUCAGACACAUCUCUUUGUAACAUUUCAGUGUUCUCUGAUGGAGUGUGAAAAAAAAAAUAAAGAAUUUAAAGAGACUGAA
Carassius carassius (crucian carp) is the source of this 6255-nucleotide messenger RNA. Its product is annotated as zinc finger and BTB domain-containing protein 16-A-like. Gene Ontology annotation, cellular component: nucleus. NCBI's taxonomy places the organism in Eukaryota, Metazoa, Chordata, Actinopteri, Cypriniformes, Cyprinidae. Gene Ontology annotation, molecular function: protein binding; RNA polymerase II cis-regulatory region sequence-specific DNA binding; DNA-binding transcription factor activity, RNA polymerase II-specific. Gene Ontology annotation, biological process: regulation of immune system process; negative regulation of transcription by RNA polymerase II; regulation of cytokine production. The record is from RefSeq and is a predicted model, not a curated record. The coding region runs from base 251 to 2257 and encodes 668 amino acids. The transcript is spliced from 7 exons.